Molecule: messenger RNA, 1108 nt
Organism: Diprion similis
Lineage: Eukaryota; Metazoa; Arthropoda; Insecta; Hymenoptera; Diprionidae
Product: probable dimethyladenosine transferase
Exons: 5
Coding region: 92-1012 (306 amino acids)
Biological process (GO): rRNA methylation
Cellular component (GO): mitochondrial matrix
Molecular function (GO): rRNA (adenine-N6,N6-)-dimethyltransferase activity
Source: RefSeq, a predicted model, not a curated record
ACUAACCUCUUAUAUUUAAACCACUCGUAUUCAGUGUAGAGAAAUACUGUUUAUAGCUUAUAACCUCCACGAGCUGUGUAAAUUGUUGAAAAUGCCGAAAAUCCGCGUUGAUAAGAAGUCUCGCGUCCACCAGGAAAUUUCCAAACAAGGCAUUGUAUUUAACAAGGACUUUGGUCAGCACAUUUUAAAAAAUCCAUUAGUCAUACAAGGGAUGUUGGAGAAAUCGGCUCUGCGACCGACCGAUGUGGUCCUAGAAAUAGGUCCAGGUACCGGAAACAUGACUGUCAAGAUGUUAGAAAAAGUUAAAAAAGUUAUCGCAUGCGAAGUAGAUCCCAGGAUGGUCGCUGAAUUACAGAAACGUGUCCAAGGUACACCAUUUCAAGCCAAGCUUAGCAUUAUGGUCGGGGAUGCCCUUAAGACGGAUCUGCCAUUCUUCGACAUAUGCGUUGCAAAUGUGCCUUAUCAAAUAUCCUCACCAUUAGUCUUCAAAUUGCUUUUGCACCGACCUUUCUUCAGAUGCGCAGUUCUCAUGUUUCAACGAGAAUUUGCGCAAAGGCUAGUGGCAAAGCCGGGGGAUAAAUUGUACUGCAGACUGAGUAUCAAUACGCAGCUAUUAGCAAGGGUCGAUAUGCUGAUGAAAGUUGGUAAAAAUAACUUUAGGCCCCCACCGAAAGUUGAAUCUAGUGUAGUUAGAAUUGAACCAAGGAAUCCACCGCCUCCAAUAAAUUACAAAGAAUGGGAUGGUCUGACUAGAAUAGCAUUUGUUAGGAAAAAUAAGACAUUGGCUGCUGCAUUCAAACAGACCGCAGUUACGACCCUCUUGGAAAAAAAUUACAGGCUGCACUGCAGUUUGAAAAACACUAGCAUACCGGAUAAUUUUGAUUUGAAAAGCAAGAUCAAUGAUAUUUUGACUGAAGCAGGGGCCACAGAGAAACGACCAAGGUCGAUGGACAUCGAUGAUUUCAUGAGCCUUCUGCAUGCAUUCAACACAGAAGGAAUUCAUUUUUCCUAAACGAAUCUGUGCAGAUUAAUGCAAGUAAGGCGGUUGUAUUGUGUGUAAUCUUAAAAAAAAAUGUAUGUACAAUAUGAAAGUAAAUUUAAAAAUAAA